UCCCUUUUCUUUUACACUGAACACUUUUGUCAAAAUAUUUGAAAAAAUAGAUCCAAAAUUUGGACAAAUCAAAAUUUUUGUGAUCCACCGCCAUCGAAUGGCUUUCUUCCUCAUCCGACUGGCAAUUGUGGCCGGUGUGGUUUAUGGCACCCAGGAGCUGGGAUUCUGGGAUAGUGCCGGUCACUCGCAGGAUCUCCUGGAUGAAGUGAAAAGGGAAGUGAAGCCCGUGUCGGAGAACAUGAUGAACCGGUUCUGCUGCUGGCGGUGCGAGAACUGCGACAGGGAUAAGGGGGUGAAGCCCUGGCAGGAGUCCAUGGUGGAUGCCUGGAACGAGUCGGUCAAGAAGACGUUCACCACCCUGGGCGUUCACGUGCCCUUCUACUACAACCGCUUCAGGGAGGAUUUCCAGAAGGGCAUUGAUGACUUCAUGAACGGCAGCGAAGAUUGAAUUAAGUUAAACACGCAUCAAAUCUAUAUUCAAUGUCAUAUUAACAAAUAAAACCGACCUUUCACUGAACGCAAAA
Molecule: messenger RNA, 524 nt
Organism: Drosophila ficusphila
Lineage: Eukaryota; Metazoa; Arthropoda; Insecta; Diptera; Drosophilidae
Exons: 1
Coding region: 98-448 (116 amino acids)
Biological process (GO): cristae formation
Cellular component (GO): mitochondrial crista junction; MICOS complex
Source: RefSeq, a predicted model, not a curated record